AUGAUUACUACCUUUUUAUCAACAGAUAACAAUAUUCCACAUGACGAUGAUGACGGUUGUCUUAACAACAACAACAACAACACCAACACCAACUCUGAUUCGAUUCAGUGUUUGCCAAAUUAUAUAACUAAUCAGUCAACAGAUAUGAUGAACGAUAUUACCAGCCAUCCAUCCAUUCCACCUCCUAUUCUUAUUCCAGCUGCUUCUCAUCAGUUUCAGCAUCAGCAUCAUGAUCAACAACAUUAUCACCACAAUCACCACCACCAUUCCAACCAUAAUCAUCAUCAUGUUGAUGAACAUCAAGCAUAUAUGCAUUAUACAGUAGAUAGUGAUGAGCAUUCAAUACAAGUUAAUGAUAUAUCAGCUGUAAUUCAUAAUGAUAAUAAUAAUGUUAAUAUGAACCCGUAUAUAAAUGAAAUCAACAAUUGUGAAACAGCUUUACCUCAAGAUGUUGCCAAUGUAGCUGCAGCAGCCGUGGCUGCAGUCGCCGCAGCAGCAAUAGAUAAUACAGACUAUUCAUCGUCUUCAUUAAAUCAUCAUCAUCAUCAUAAUCACCAUCAUUUCAAUCCACACCCACAUUUCUAUCCUCAUUCGCAUAAUCAUUACUAUCAAUAUUAUUUGCAAAAUCAACAACAACAACACCAGGAGAAACAUCAAAAUAACUAUGAACAAGCUGAUGUGAUACCGUUACAUCAUAAUCAUACAAAUAAUGACUUCAACUCUCUUCUUUUGCUGCAACAGCAGCAACAACAUCAGAGUGAGAUGCCUAGUCAUCAACGACAAUCAGAUGUUGAAAACGGUAAUAUCACUCGUAAAACGAUUAAUAAUAAUAACAGCAAUAUAAAUAUGAAUUCAUUUCAUGAAACAACAAAUUAUAACAGUGUUAAGCAUAAGCUGAACAGAGUUAAAUCUCCAAUAAAAAUAAACAUAUCUGAUGAUGAUGACGAUGAAGUUGUAAAGCGGCAAAAUCAAAAUAUUUUAAAAUCUGGAAUGCUUUGCUUAAUUUGUGAAGAUAAGGCAACAGGCAAACAUUAUGGAGCAUAUUCAUGUGAUGGUUGCAAGGGAUUUUUCCGACGUUCUGUGCGUCGUAAGCACUCUUAUACAUGUCGACAUAAACGAUCUUGUAUUGUAACAAAGGAUAAAAGAAAUCAAUGCCGUUUUUGUCGUUUUCGUAAAUGUUUCCGUGUUGGGAUGAAAGAGUCAGCUGUACAAAAAGAGCGUGAUAAAAUUAGUAAUCGUCAUUCAACCUAUGAUACAAAUUCAUCUAUUCAAUCGAGUUUAGAUUUACAGAAGUUGAUACAAGCUGAAACAAUUGCCAAUUGUGCGCUUCAAAAAAAUUACUUAGGUCAAACAAAUAAAUCAGAUAUAUAUUCAAAAGACUCACUUAGACAAUCAAUCAGCACUGGACUGGAGAAUAAUUUAGCCAAUGUAAAUGAUAUCUGUGACUCGAUGAGAACACAGCUGUUAUUCUUAAUUGAAUGGGCUAAAAAUAUACCGGCCUUUACAUCACUGUCGAUAAAUGAUCAGAUUGUAUUAUUACAAGCACAUGCUGGUGAGAUGCUUAUUCUUGGUGCUGUCUGGAGAUCAAUGACACUGGUUUCAAACCAUAAGACAACUUUCAAUCAGUCGAAUGGUUACGAAGAGCAACAUGUAAAAUUUGAUCAUAAACUUGAUGAUACUAACUUAUCCAAUAGUACUACUAUGAAAUCGGUUACCACUUCUGCUGUUAAUGCUCCUGCAGCGUCAUGGAAUCCUGCUGCAACAGGUGCCUAUCAGUAUGCUGCAAAUGCGGAUGAAGUCGAUCAGUUAAAACAAGAUGAGUUGAGAUUUUCUCAAUCAGCGAACAAUGAACCCCAACUUAUUCUACUGGGUAAUAAUCGAAUAAUAUCGAGAAAAAGUCCACAACCUGAAAUUUCUGAAAUUGCUAGUAUGAUUAUCAACCAAAUCUACCAACCAAUACAGAAUCUUUGCUUAGAAGAAGCCGAAAUGGUUUUCUUUAGAGCGAUUAUCUUUUUCGAUCCAAGUUGUGAAUUAUUAUCAGAAAAUGGACGUCUACUUGUUCGCAGUUGUCAGUAUUUAGUACAAAUGGAAUUAAUGAAUUUGAUGAAUGGAAAAUUAUACCUACCUCAAGGACGUUUCGGUGCACUUUUACUCCUAAUUCCUGAUUUUCGAUCAAUCACAUAUCAUAUGAUACAUAAAUUACAGAUUGCACGUCAAAUGGGUUUAACGAAGCUAGAUGGAUUGUUAUCAGAGAUCUUGUUAAAUGAUACAGGUAGUUCAAAAGGAAAACCCGUUAACUCCCAUGUAGGAUCUACUUCCAGAUGUCAUGUUUCAAAGAAUAAAUCAGUGCAGUUUGAAGAAAAGAAACACAGUAAAGCAUAUUCAUCACUGCCCAAACUUUAUCCUGAACAAAAUAAUAGUUACACACAUGUAUCAACAUCCCCACCAUCACUACCACCACCACAGCCAGCAGCAGAACUGCCGUCCUCAUCACCAUCUUCAUUAUCUGCAGAGGCGAUGGCAGCUGCAGCCGCGGCCGCGGCUGCUGUCUCGACAAUAACCCACCUUACUAGUGUACCAAUUCAAACAGAAAUGAAUCAGUUCACAGAUACUAGUUUAACUGUUGUCGAUGAGAAUUCUACUUCGAACAAAUAUAUACCAUUGAAAUCCAACCCAGUAGUACAUUUGAAUUUACUAAAUAAAGAUGCAGAAAAUAAAUCUAACCUAUUAGAAACAACUUUGCAUCAAAUACCAAGGGAAGAAGAUUCAAUCAAGUAUGCAAUUGAACAACAACAGCAGCAGCAACGGGAAGAACAAUCACCUUCAAUUCACUUGGGUGUGACUACUGCGUCAGGAAUUCCAGUAUAUACCAUAAUGAAUAACUGUGAGAAUAACACAAGUCAUGUAUUAAAUGAUAAUGAUAUUAACAACAGUGGAAACGAAAAUUACGCAACAGUUAAGAGAUGUCAUUUCGAUUCAUUGGCUGAAUGCUAUCACUGCUCACAACCAGUCCUAGAAAGAAUCAAUGAAGACAAUAGUGAUGAAGACUUCAAUAACACUAAUGACUGUAAUAAUACUAAUAAUAACAACAAUAUUAAUGAUAAUAGUGAUGUAGAACAUACACCGAUGUUUACAACUCACUUAGCUCAAGAAACCUUUGAGAAUACACAACGCACAGAGUAUAUAGCCAAUCACUGUCCACCAACGCUAGAAGCUGGUGUAUACUAUCCAGACAACCAGAUGUAUACCACAUAUUCAUAUAAUCUGAAUCCAGUUAAUGUAAAAUACAAUCAAAUUAAAAAUAUUCCAACCGUUUAUGCUUAUAAUGAUUCUAAACAAUUGAUACCACCCGAAAAUGCCAGUGAAUAUAUGCCACAAUUAAUAUCCAGCAUGUUUACAAAUACUCAGUCUUAA
This is a messenger RNA of Trichobilharzia regenti, 3414 nucleotides long. The record is from the annotation of a GenBank genome assembly. NCBI's taxonomy places the organism in Eukaryota, Metazoa, Platyhelminthes, Trematoda, Strigeidida, Schistosomatidae.